This is a messenger RNA of Candidula unifasciata, 1007 nucleotides long. NCBI's taxonomy places the organism in Eukaryota, Metazoa, Mollusca, Gastropoda, Stylommatophora, Geomitridae. The record is from the annotation of a GenBank genome assembly.
AUGAGGGAAACUCCACUGUCAAACUGUGAAAAGGACUUUAUACUGAAAAAUAUUGCAGAAAAAAAGCGGCUUGAUGGAAGACAAGCUUAUGACUACCGUGAUGUCCGGAUUGCAUUUGGUGUCAGCCUGGGAUGCUGUCAUGUUGAGAUAGGCACAACAAGAGUGUUAGCUCAAGUAUCGUGUGAAGUUGGACAGCCUAAACAGACCCGGCCUCAUGAUGGAGUCUUGUUUGUUAAUGUGGAAUUAUCUCCAAUGGCAUGUCCAUCGUUUGAAGUGGGAAGACAAACACAAGAAGGAGUUGAACUGUCAAGGCUGAUGGAGAGAUGCUUAAAGGAGUCCAGGUGCAUGGAUUUGGAGUCUCUGUGCAUUGUUGCUGGCGAGAAGGCGUGGCAUGUUCGAGUGGACAUUCAUGUGCUGAACAAUGAAGGCAACAUAUUGGACUGUUCAAGUAUUGCAGCUAUUGCAGCACUAGCCCAUUUUAGGCGGCCGGACGUCACUGUUCUGGGUGAAGAAAUCACAAUUCACUCCAUGGAGGAUAGAAAUCCUGUACCACUGAGUAUUCACCAUAUGCCACUGUUGGUUUCCUUUGCCUUCUUCUCUCAAGGGAAGUUCAUGUUGGUGGAUCCCUCGGAGAAAGAGGAAAAAGUUACAGAAGGAAAACUGGUGAUAGGAAUGAACAAAUACAGAGAGAUCUGCACCCUGCAGCUCACAGGACAAAUGCUGCUGCUGAAAGAUCAGGUUCUUCGAUGCUCAAACAUUGCUGUAACAAAAGUGGCUAGACUGACAGAGCUGAUACACGAAGCCCUGGACAAUGACAAACAGGCAAGAUCAAAAGGAGAAAAACAUGGUUUUGCGGAAAUGAUUACUGGAGAUAAAAUCACAGCCAACAGACAGCCGGCAAAGGUGGUGCCUUCUGACGCUAAUGAGGACAGUUCCAUGGAGAGUGAAGAAAGUGAAAUGAGCAGUCUUUCAGAUGGAGGGGAAGCAGCAGACAUGGAGAUUGAAAG